Molecule: messenger RNA, 1126 nt
Organism: Centruroides sculpturatus (bark scorpion)
Lineage: Eukaryota; Metazoa; Arthropoda; Arachnida; Scorpiones; Buthidae
Product: blue-sensitive opsin-like
Exons: 4
Coding region: 47-1078 (343 amino acids)
Biological process (GO): G protein-coupled receptor signaling pathway
Cellular component (GO): membrane
Molecular function (GO): G protein-coupled receptor activity
Source: RefSeq, a predicted model, not a curated record
CAGAAUGAAAAGAAGAUUGUAAAGUGUUGAAGCUCGAUUGUACGGGAUGCAGCAAUUAUUUAUAAUGGCAACUUCUGACUAUUCCACAUCGGCAUUGUCCUCUUUAUCAGAAAAUGUGCUUUAUAAUUAUUCAACAAAUUCGAGCUUUGAAAAUAAUCACCAAUCUUAUCCUUUGAUUGUAUUGCAAAUAUCAUUAAUUAUCCUCAUAUAUUUUACUUCGACAAUGGGGAAUAUGUUAAUGUUUUUCGCUUUCGCUUUCAUUCCAAAGAAGAAAACAUCAGAAAAUGGUUUCACAAAAAGAGCCGCAGUCGACCAAAUAAUAUCGUCUUUAGCUCUCAUAGGAAUGGGACGUUUAUUAUUCCAAGGACCUCUUCAAGCUGUUUGUAUGAUUCGAGGUGAAUGGGUAUUUGGAAAUGGAUUUUGCCAAUUACAAGGUUUUGUAGGUUCGCUUUUUCGUCAUCUUUAUAUAUGGUACUUAGCAGUGUUCUGUUUAGAAAGGUGUACGAGAUAUUUGAAACCACACGAAUAUCUGUCAUCUUUCACAGACUUGACUGUCCGAGUAAUUUUAGCAGGACUUUUAUUUGUUGUUAUUGCUCAAGUUACAGCGCCUUUAUAUAAUUGGGGAGAAUAUAAAUACUUAACAGGAUUUUAUAUGUGUGACCAACACCCAGAAGCAUAUUUUGGAUGUUCUUAUCAGAUAUAUCUUUUUAUAUCAUUUGUACUCCCCGCACUUACAAUGGUUACAACAGUAAUUCUGUUACUGAAAAGAGGCCAAUGCAAACUGGAAAGCAGAAACAGCGAUUCUUAUUUACUUGAAGCUGACAAAGAAAUCGUUACUCUGGUAUCUCUAACCGUUCUAUCUAUUUUUACCAACCUUCCUCGACAUCUAUUAGAUACGUUCAUUAGUUGUAUCAAUUUGAGACGUGUCAAUGAUGUAGUGAUAUAUAUUUGUUACUGGUUAGAGAAUGUAACAUCAUCAAUUUUACCUCUCCUCUGUAUUUUAUUACACGGAAAGGUACGUUUGAGAAUUAAAUGUUUCUGGAAACGAUUUAAAGAAAAUAGAAAAGUUACCAUUUAAAAAUUAAAUAUUAUACUCAUAAUAUUUGUAUAUUCUCCAUGAAUUACA